AUGGUCCGACGCAGUGAACGACAGCUUACCCUUCAACAUGCUAUGAUGCUUCUCGAUACACGCCAGCUCAUGCGUAUGGAACGAACUGUGUUGAGUGAAAAUGACAGCGACGAAGAUGACCUUGACAGCCAGCUCAUUUGUUGGAUCCGAUCGAUUGAGAACCGACGAUACCUGUCCCGCCGGAUCAACGAUCCCUUCAAAGCACCACGGUUCCACCACUUCUUGUUCGAGACCCGCCGGACACGAUUCCGAAAACUGUUCCGGGUCGAGCGUAGCUCGUUUGACCACAUUGUGGUCUUGAUUCAGGCAGAUCCCUCGUUCAUGCAGAUGUCAUCCAGCUCUACCCAACGACCAGUGUCCCAUCAACUCCUGGUGUUUCUCUAUUUUCUUGGUGCCAAUGGCAAUGCCGUUUCGAACGAGCACAUGUCGUCAUUGUUUGGUAUUGGUGCUGGCACCAUCGCGUUGUACAUUCGUCGAGUCAUGGACGCCAUCGUGAGGCUGCGUGACCAGUUCAUCUUGUGGCCAAAUCAUUCCGAGGCCAGUUCAAUCUCGUUGGACAUAUAUGCCAUGUGUGGGUUUACCGGUUGCAUUGGCUUCAUCGACGGCACUCUCUUCCCCUUUGAAUUUAAGCCGACGCUGUGUGGUGAAGACUACUACUCCCGUAAAGGAUGCUACGCUGUGGCUGCUCAGAUCAUUUGUGAUCACCGUGGUAUUAUUCGCGACGUUCAUGCUGACUGGCCUGGUUCGACCCAUGAUAAUCGUGUGUGGCGCAACAGCAAAAUCUGGGUUGGAGAAGUACGGGGGCCCGGGUUCAAUCCCGGUCGAUAA
Aphanomyces astaci is the source of this 828-nucleotide messenger RNA. RefSeq lists its product as hypothetical. The coding region runs from base 1 to 828 and encodes 275 amino acids. The transcript is spliced from 2 exons. Lineage: Eukaryota; Oomycota; Saprolegniomycetes; Saprolegniales; Verrucalvaceae. The record is from RefSeq and is a predicted model, not a curated record.